Messenger RNA from Rhizophagus irregularis DAOM 181602=DAOM 197198, 1515 nucleotides. Lineage: Eukaryota; Fungi; Glomeromycota; Glomeromycetes; Glomerales; Glomeraceae. The record is from RefSeq and is a predicted model, not a curated record.
CAAAAAUGUAAAUCUAUAGUUCUCGUAAAAUUUUUAUAUCCUUUAACUCUCUCCUCAAACACUACUAUACUAGAUAUUUCCUAAAAAUAAUCUUUUUUGAUCGUGUUUUUGAGCAUUCGAACAGAACACAAAUAACACGAGACGUAAGAGGGUGAUUUUCAACAGAUUAUUAUAGGGAUGUAUUCAUCGUUUUUGUUGCCGGAGUUAGUAAAGGGGAUUGUAGACUAUCUAUCAUACGAAAAUUCGUUGUGCAAAGUUCUUACGAUAAAUAAGACGUGGUAUAGGAUUUCUACCGAAGCAUUAUACCGGCAUGUCAACUUGUAUCCCAAGAACAUUUCGCAGUUUGUGACCGCAAUAGUUGGAAAAAAAGACGCAAUUAAACUGUGUGAAUAUGGCGAGCUUGUUAGAUGCAUAAGCUUGUUUCAUUUCAAAGAUAUCAGGAUUAGCAAACAAAUCAGUACAAUCGCAAAUGUGUGCACUAAAAUAUCCCACAUAAGAAUCUACUAUUGUCCCGGAAUUACAUCAGAAACUCUUACGAAAAUGAUUUCCAAGCAUCAGGAUAAAAUCCACGGCAUCACAAUGGAAACUCACGAAAAAAUUUCCAGAGAAGUUCUCGAGAAGAUUGCAUCCUGCUCCCACUUGGAGGAAUUAAUUCUUAAAACUGUUGGUAGGGGACCUUUUAAUAAUACAGACUUGUUUAUUUCUAUUUUUCGCCAAUGUACCAGUUUACGUGUCCUGGAUGUAGAGCAUGUAUUGUUUGCAACAACAAACGAGAUAAUACAAACAAUAGCUGAGCACUUAAAAUAUAUUUCUGUCCUAAGGCUUGUGACGUAUGGUGAAAGUAUAAUACAAGAAAACGUGUUAAUGUCCCUAGCUCAAUCUUGCGUUUACAUUACGGACUUCUAUCUAGAUGGAAUCACAGGGAUAACUGAUAAUGUUAUGCGAGAUUUGUGCCACAAAAAAAACUGUAACUAUUUUGUCAGAAGAAAAUGUAAUUGUUUCGGACUGUUAGAGUGUAAAACAAAGAACAAAACGAACAAUCUAGUUCACAUUUUCUUGAGAAACGUAGGACUUAAACAUCCUAUUACUACCCAAUCGUUAUUACAUAUCGCAGGCAAUUGUCCGUCGCUUCACACAUUAGAAAUAACGGGGUGUCAUUUAUCAGACCUAGCCAUCCAGUCACUAGUACAUUCAUGUAAAAAAAUCCAGCGCCUUUGUCUCGGAAACGAAGAUUUUUUGUUCACAGAUGUGGUCUUGCUGAGGAUAGCAGUGGAGCUCUCUGACAUUCGGGAAUUGACCGUAGUGAAUUGUCAAUUAACAGACGAAUCUAUGGUCAGUCUUGGACAACUAUGCAACAAGCUCGAGAAGUUGCAAUUUAUCAAUCGUAGGGGAGGUGGGAGGAUGAUGCAGAUAACAGAUCGAACAAUAUUUGCCUUUGCAAAAAGCCUCCGGAGUUUGUCAUAUCUAAGAUUGUCAGAUUGCGGUGAAAUACUUUACAGAAACUUGUAUAUUUGA